Molecule: messenger RNA, 1055 nt
Organism: Tarenaya hassleriana
Lineage: Eukaryota; Viridiplantae; Streptophyta; Magnoliopsida; Brassicales; Cleomaceae
Product: annexin D8
Exons: 6
Coding region: 69-1016 (315 amino acids)
Cellular component (GO): cytoplasm
Molecular function (GO): calcium ion binding; calcium-dependent phospholipid binding
Source: RefSeq, a predicted model, not a curated record
ACGCACAAGAAGGGCCAAACAGAAGAGUAACAGAGAGGAAAACAUAUACACAAGCAAGGAUCAUAAGGAUGGCAACCCUUGUCGCUCCUCACCAGUUUCACCCUAUGGAAGACGCCGAAAAGAUCAAGAAAGCCUGUCAAGGGUUGGGAACCGAUGAAAGGGCGAUAAUAUCGAUAUUAGGACACCGGAAUAUGUUUCAGAGGAAGCUCAUAAGGCAAGCUUACCAAGAACUUUACAGUGAGGAUCUCAUUCACCAGAUGAAAUCCGAGCUCUCUGGCGAUUUUGAGAAAGCCAUAUGCUUGUGGGUAAUGGAUCCACCAGAGAGAGAUGCUGUCUUAGCCAACUCGGCCAUUCAUAAGCCUGUUCCUGACUAUAAGGCCCUCGUAGAGAUUUCCUGCAUGAGAUCACCCGAAGAUCUGUUAGCCGUUAGACGUUAUUACCAAACACGUUACAAGCGUUCCCUCGAGGAAGAUCUCGCCUCCCAUACGUCUGGCGAUAUCAGGAGACUCUUGGUAGCAAUGUCAAGCGCCUAUAAGUACGACGGAGACGAAAUGGACGAGAUGUUGGCUCAGUCAGAGGCCGGGAUUCUUCACGACGAGAUCGUGGGUAAGGCUGUUGACCACGAAGAAACUAUCCGGGUUCUGAGCACGAGGAGUACGACACAGCUUAACGCAAUCUUCAACCGCUACAAAGAUAUCUACGGCCGAUCUGUCACUAAGGAUCUUCUCAAUCACCCGACCGAUGAUUACCUAAGCACGCUGCGUGCGGCCAUCAGGUGUAUCAAGAAUCCAAAUCGGUACUACGCGAAAGUUUUGCGGAAUGCGAUCAAUGAGGUGGGGACUGAUGAAGAUGCUUUGAGCCGUGUGAUCGUCACGCGUGCGGAGAAGGACCUGAAGAAGAUCGACGAGUUGUACCUCAAGAGGAACAAUGCCAGUCUCCUUCAAUCCGUGGCGAAAGAGACGUCCGGUGACUACAAGGCCUUUCUGCUGGCCUUGCUUGGAACUGAAGAGAAUUAGGACUCAUAAUCAGCUAUAAAAUAUAUAUAUAUAUAUAUA